AUCCCGCACGAUAACCAUGUCGCUCCUCCGCCCCGCCGUGCUGCGCCAGAGCACCCGCAACUUCACGACGCAAUCCGCACUAUGCUACGCACGAAUCACGCGGGACCGGAAUCCCAACCGCGGCGUGUCGCCAAUCCACCGGCGCCCCCAGAAGGAGCCGCUCGGUGCUCAGAAAUACGGUAUUCCGAAGCCCGUCGAUGCCGCCGAACACACCAAGGUCGAGACCGAUGAGAACCACGGCUUGUGGGGCUUCUUCAGAGAGGAUAGAACGGCGCUGCCAACGCCCGAGGAUGAUCACAAAUAUGGUCGCCAUUGGACCGUCGAAGAACUCAGACAGAAAUCGUGGGAAGACCUUCAUAAGCUGUGGUGGGCGUGUGUCAAGGAGCGCAACAUCAUCGAGACCCAAGCGGCGGAGCGGACACGACUGAAGCCUGGUUACGGAGACUUCGAGGCGAAGGAAAGGAAGCGGACUGUCAGGUGGACCCAGCGCGGAAUCAAACAUGUGCUCACCGAGCGGUACUACUCGUGGCAGGAGGCAAAGCAGCUGGCAAAGGACGAUCCCGAGAUUGUAAUCAGUGACAAGGGCGUCAUUUACACUCCUGGAUCGGCACUCGAGGAGACAGAGGAGGUCGAGGUGAAUGUUCAGGAGCCAUUGGUAGUAGAGGCGGCGCCGGAGCCCAAGGCAGAGGAGAAGAAGCCCUUAACUGUGUAGACUAGACGAGGGUGUAGACAUAUGCGGAGGAUCGGGAUGUGUCAAUUGUCUGUCUGCGAUCUGUGUAUUAUACCGCCGCUUCAAAGCGAGAGCGAUCAAAGGCGCAUCCGAGCGAGUGCUUUUCAUGGAAAUAAAC
This is a messenger RNA of Tricharina praecox, 848 nucleotides long. Its product is annotated as mitochondrial 39-S ribosomal protein L47 (MRP-L47)-domain-containing protein. Gene Ontology annotation, cellular component: mitochondrial ribosome; mitochondrial large ribosomal subunit. The transcript has 3 exons. Gene Ontology annotation, biological process: mitochondrial translation. NCBI's taxonomy places the organism in Eukaryota, Fungi, Ascomycota, Pezizomycetes, Pezizales, Pyronemataceae. The record is from RefSeq and is a predicted model, not a curated record. Bases 17 to 712 code for a protein of 231 amino acids. Gene Ontology annotation, molecular function: structural constituent of ribosome.